Molecule: messenger RNA, 445 nt
Organism: Episyrphus balteatus (marmalade hoverfly)
Lineage: Eukaryota; Metazoa; Arthropoda; Insecta; Diptera; Syrphidae
Gene: l(3)neo43
Product: cytochrome c oxidase assembly protein COX16 homolog, mitochondrial
Exons: 2
Coding region: 11-349 (112 amino acids)
Biological process (GO): mitochondrial respiratory chain complex IV assembly
Cellular component (GO): mitochondrial inner membrane
Source: RefSeq, a predicted model, not a curated record
UGUUAAUUCUAUGGCUUUGACAGCUCUUACCAAGGAAAACAAAAACAUUUCCCCCAAGAUCAUGUCUUUUGUACAAAAGUUUCAGAAAAUAUCAAAAAGAAAUUCAUUCAAAUAUGGAUUACCUUUCCUUAUUUGCAUUGUUGGUGGAUCAUUCGGUCUUAAGGAGUUCACACAACUUAGAUAUCAAUUCACAAAAAAACAACCGGUGAGUCCUGAAGAAAUGAAGAAAUUCGGAGUUACUAUGAAGCCAUCUAAAGAAGUAACUAUCGAAACUGAGUACGAAAAAAUUAAAACAAUUGAUAUUAAUCAUUGGGAGAAUAAACGUGGCCCAAGACCCUGGGAAGAAUGAACCAUUCGAUGUUGGAUAACUAUGAAAGAGUUAUAUAACUACUUUGAUAAGGUUUAUUGUGAUAAAUUAGUAAUACAAACAAUAUAAAAAAGUCAA